Tremella mesenterica DSM 1558 is the source of this 912-nucleotide messenger RNA. RefSeq lists its product as uncharacterized. NCBI's taxonomy places the organism in Eukaryota, Fungi, Basidiomycota, Tremellomycetes, Tremellales, Tremellaceae. The record is from RefSeq and is a predicted model, not a curated record. Gene Ontology annotation, cellular component: extracellular region. The transcript is spliced from 7 exons. The coding region runs from base 1 to 912 and encodes 303 amino acids.
AUGCAAAUAACAUUCCUCCUACCCCUUCUCUCUCUCCUCUACAUCACCUCGGCCCGUCCGGCCAAACGGGCCCCUUUGUCCGCUCGAGCAUCUUGCAGAGUGAAGAAUAAUUCUACAGCUCUCUUCGCUGGAUUUGCCGGGGCUGCCGGACGAGGGAAUGGGACGCAUGCGUGGAGUGGGGGACAUGGAUGGGGAUAUGAGCAUGAAGGAGGUGCAGGGGUGUCUGGAAUACCGAGUGGUGUGAAACCAAGUGGGGCGAGUGUACCUAGUGUCAGUGCAGGAGGAGACGGAGGUGGUGGGGGAGGAGGAGGACAAGAAUCAUCUACUACCCAUACUGAGACCCAAACUCAAACCCAAACGCAAACACAAACACAAACACAAGCGCAUAGCACUUCACCAGCAGCAGCUCCUAGCCCUGCUCCGUCUAGUGGAGGAGAUGGAGGUGGAGGUGGAGAUUCGGACGAAGAGACUUUAUUGAAACUGCACAAUGACUUCAGAGCGCAGUACGGUGCUGGUCCGGUGACUUGGAAUGCCGAUGCUGCUAGUUAUGCAAAGACCUAUGGAGCAGGAUGCAAAUUUGCACAUUCAGGUGGUCCAUAUGGUGAAAACCUAGCAGCAGGUGCAGGUGGAAGUUAUGACGUUACUGCUGCAUUCAAUUCAUGGGCGAACGAAGCUGCUCAAUAUAAUUGGGAUCAACCGGGUUUCACAGAAGCUACGGGUCAUUUCACUCAGGUCGUAUGGAAAGCCACGACUCAAAUAGGUUGUGCAGUUACUUCAUGUGCGGACGGUACGAUUUUUUCCGGUAUGGGAUCUCCAUCUCUUUAUUUGAUAUGCGAAUACACCCCAGCCGGAAAUGUAGUAGGGAACAAUAACCAAUACUUUGUUCAGAACGUAGGGACCAAAGGUAGUUGA